AUGAACAACCUACUAACCGAUUCCUUUGAGCUUCCCCCGUGGGAUUCCUCAAGAGAUUGGGGGGAUGUUGAAAUGGGGAUGCAUCAGCCCGGCGCCUCUGAUAAUUUAAAAGGCUUCUUCAAGAAGGUUCAUGGAAUCAAGAGCCUAAUAGCUAAGCUGACGAGUCUCUUGACUAAGCUCCAGACUGCAAAUGAGGAAUCAAAAGCAGUUACAAAAGCAAGCGCCAUGAAAGCAAUUAAGAAGCAAAUGGAGAAAGAUAUUGAUGCAGUGAUGAAAAUUGCUCGUAUGGCAAAAACAAAAAUUGAUGAACUGGAAAAAGAUAACUUAUCCAACACGGAGAAACCUGGAUGUGGGAAGGGCUCUGCGGUAGAUCAAUUAAGGGAACAGACUACUGGAGCAGUGAAAAAGAAGUUAAAGAAACGGAUGGACGAUUUUCAGGUAUUGAGAGAAUCAAUCCGGCAGGAGUACCGGGAAGUUGUUGAAAGAAGGGUAUUUAUUGUAACUGGUAAUCGCCCUGAUGAACAGACAAUUGAUGAUUUAAUCGAGACAGGGAGAAGCAAGCAAAUUUUCAAAGAUGCGGUUCAACAGCAGGGGAGAGGCCGGAUACUGGAUACUGUUGCUGAGAUACAAGAGCGGCAUGAUGCUGUAAGAGAUCUAGAGAGAAAGCUUGUGGAGUUGCAGCAGAUAGUCCUGGAUACGGCAGUAUUGGUUGACGCUCAAGGAGACAUGACGGACGACAUAGCGAAACAUGUUUCAAAAGCUACCAACUACGUACAGGAAGGUGUGGAAGCUCUCCAGAAGGCAAAGAAGCUUCAGAAGAACUCGAGAAUGUGCAUGUGCUCCGCCAUAAUAGUUCUCCUGCUGAUACUGGUUAUCGUCGUGCUGGUGGUUAUCAAGCCAGGGAAGAAGAAACUCUUGAGCACGACCUGA
Molecule: messenger RNA, 930 nt
Organism: Triticum aestivum (bread wheat)
Lineage: Eukaryota; Viridiplantae; Streptophyta; Magnoliopsida; Poales; Poaceae
Product: syntaxin-132-like
Exons: 12
Coding region: 1-930 (309 amino acids)
Biological process (GO): exocytosis; vesicle fusion; intracellular protein transport
Cellular component (GO): endomembrane system; SNARE complex; plasma membrane
Molecular function (GO): SNARE binding; SNAP receptor activity
Source: RefSeq, a predicted model, not a curated record